Molecule: messenger RNA, 1668 nt
Organism: Guyanagaster necrorhizus
Lineage: Eukaryota; Fungi; Basidiomycota; Agaricomycetes; Agaricales; Physalacriaceae
Exons: 11
Coding region: 229-1668 (479 amino acids)
Source: RefSeq, a predicted model, not a curated record
UUUUUUUUAACUCACCCAUACAUUUCUAACUAGUCAUUUUUAUUGCGGAUUGUGUAGUCUGUUCGGUAUUGGAUAUCAGGACGGUGUGUUUAAUGCACUCUUUGCUGUAUUUUAUACGAGGUCUCCUCGUCUCUGUGGUUCGUUCGUAGAACCAAGGAAUAAUGUAGAAGCACAUCGGCAUCCUAUAUUUUGCGCCUCGUACUAAAGCCAGCUUUCUCUUUCGUGGUCAUGAUCCCUCACUUUGGAGAAUACCUCACAUUCAAGUACAACCUCGUCGCUUCCCUCGAAUCUUUGAAGGAUCUUGCUAUAGUAAAAGUUCGCGAAGCUCCGGGGACCAAGACUGUCGAGUACAUACAGGUCUAUGACUCUGCUCUCUCUCCUCGCUUCAUCCUACUGGACAUGGUUGUAACAGUCUUGUCCAACCCCACUAUCCCAAGUAUCAGCAGGAAACGGACUGUUGUCAUCUUUGGGGAGGAUCCUGAAUGUAAGCAGGGAACGACGUUUAGUUACGUCCUCGACGAGCUUCUCUUCUCCUUGGUCACGAUCCUAGAACGUCCUCCUGUCCUUCAUUGCCCCAAAGAGCUUUCUAGUGCAGAUGAACUGUUGAAGAUCACCGUAGCUUCAUAUCUGGUUGACGCACAGUCACAUUUCUCCUUGAUGGCUAAACUCACCAACACGGGAUCGGUUCUUCGUCAUUCUCGAAAUCAACUUUGCAUAUCGUCAUGGUUAUCUUCCAGUUCAUCUACCUGGUAUGGGACCGAGGUCACGGUGAACGUCCUGGGCAGGGACGAAGGGCGAAGAGGAGAGAGUUGGGUUCGUAGCGCGCGUAUCACGUCCCCUCCCACCGAACCACCGACCAACAUAGAAUCUUUGCUCGGCUCGUAUUCUGCCAACUAUACUAUCGUUGCCGCUGGCCAGAACGAUUUACGCGGCAAAGUUGUUUUCCCUCGGCAUUGCGCAUCCGUUUUGCAUAGUCAUGAUUUCCGAAAGGCGCUUUGCGGUUACACCAUGCGGCUCGCAGGACGCUCAACGGAUGCAGAAUCGAAGAUAGCUCUUACCAUCAUCGCAGGAAUAAAUUUGCGGGGAAGAUCACGAAGAGAAAGGGGUGUGGUGAUAGAUACCAGUUUGGGGCCCAUGUCAAUGAGGCUUUUGGGAACUGUCCAAAGUAUAUUCCUCUCCGAGAGCUCGUGCCAUACCAAGGUUCACCGAGAGGGAUGGUUUACGACCAGCGCCAUCUUCCGAACGAAGAACUUCCCGAUUCCGUCGUCUCCUUCAUUCACUCCUGCGAUACGACCUUCUUUGGCACUACCUACGCUGCAACUGCGGAUGACGCGAGCCGAUUUCCAUCUCACCUUGACAAACGUACCCUCCCUCGUUCUCCCUGACUUUUCCGGGAACCGCAUCAUAACCCUCUGUCGGGAACGUCAAGGCCACAGCUCUUGCGUCUCUCACCUUUAUCUCGUUCACGAUGGGGGAUAUCCUUUACGUAACUGUCCCGCCCGAAAUCAUAUUGGACCAGGUGCGCAGAAGAUCAUUUUCCUUCAAGAGCGACUGACGACUAUUUAUGUGGCGGGGUACAUUUUCAUGAGGGACGCUCUUAGAAGUAUCACACUCCCAGAGCUCGACUAUCGCUACCUUCACGUGGGACUCCUCCUGCGACCUGGAUAA